UUCCAGAAUGCCAGCUGCAAUGUCAUUUGUAGUAGCUUGCACUGGAUAUAAUUGUUAAUGGACUGCUGGUCUGACUGAUGUAGACUCCUGGGUUACCAUAGUUGCAGUUUAAAUAAAUAUACAACUCUAACAUGAGGUAGAACUUCAAAGGGUUGUUUUAUAGGAAAAUAAUUUCUACAAAUAUUAAAAGUUAUUUCUGCGCUUCAUUCUGUCAUUUGUCUGUUGGCCAGCUACCUUCUUUAAUAGAAGCAGAACCUUUGCUCUCUCUUACUAGACUCUGCCUGCCGUCAGGAAGCAUUGGAACGUUGUGGCAAGUCUGUAGUAUGGGAGGCCACAAUGUAACUAUACAUUUUCAUAGCUUUUAUUUUUAGCUUUCCAGUGUUCUCAUUCUGGGUGUGGGAAGAAGAGGGCAUUUCCCCGUAGGAGUGCAUUGCAGUUCUUCAAUGGAAAAAGUGUUAAAAACCAGCUGUGGCACUAUGGAAGCAUGGAGACAAUAUAGUCACCUGUUGAGACUCUCAAGGAACUACUGGGCAAAGUGAUGGCAUUGAAGAGCUUGAACCAGCGUUUGAGCAUGGCGGCAGCUGAAUCUGACAAGGACUCUGGAUAUUCAGAUGGAAGUUCAGAGUGCCUGAGUGCUAUGGAGCAGACUGACUCAGAGGACGUGCUGAAUGCGUCGUGUUGGAAUGUAGAGGAUGGGCCUUGGCAACGCCCAAUGGCCGCAGGCAACCCCUUUCCUGCACUUUCUCCUAUGGUUGUAAUGAAAAACGUGUUAGUUAAGCAGGGGAGUUCAUCACAGCUCCAGUCUUGGACUGUGCAGCCAUCCUUUGAAGUGAUUCCAGCUCAGCCACAGCUAGUCUUUCUUCGUCCAUCAAUCCCACCUCCCAUAAACCCUCACCCUGUUGGGAAAAAGAGAAAUGACUCCACUAAUUACCUGCCCAUCCUGAAUUCUUUUCCCAAAAUAGCACCACAGCCCUGCAAGAGAGAUCGCUCCUUUGAUCUAGAAGAAUGUCAGGAAACCAGUUGCCCUAAACGACUCUGCACAGAAACACCCAAGAUGGAGAGUUCUCCCGUAUCAAGGAGCACAGGCAUGCCUACUAGUCCUUUUGCCCACCUACCAGUUAGCUUUAAGACCCCUCAGGAGUCUAACCAGCAGAGUUCUUCAACUCUAAUGACAAGUGGAAAACUGUCAGCUCUUCCUGGUUUUCAUCGUGUUUCUAGUGACACUCAGAAACUGCCGGGUUUGACUCCCCUUUUGCCUUUUGGGACUCUGCAGGCAACAAAGUGCACCUCUCCUGAGAGCGAGAGUGCAGCACAGACUACAAUGCAGUCUGCAGUGUGGAGCCCCCCAUUGAUACCAGAAGAGAUUUGCACUACCCCUGAGCUGCUCUUGCAGCAGCAAAGCAAAUGCAGACGCUUUCAGAACACACUUGUUGUCCUACGCAGGUCAGGAUUGCUGGAGAUCACUUUAAAAACCAAGGAGCUCAUUCAUCAGAACCAGGUGACUCAGGCUGAGCUGGACCGACUGAAGCAUCAAACACAGCUUUUCAUAGAGGCAAUAAAGAACAAUGCUCCACAAUCAUGGGCAGAGCUAGAAGCAUCUCUAACGGGAUCUGAUAAAGCUGAUGGUAACCUUGCAGAUCCCCCUUAUCCCAAUAUAUAGUAGCUAUUGGUCAAGUUAUUUUUGUGCCUCCUGUUUCCUGUCUCAAGCUUUUACUUGAGCAUUUUCUGAGUCCAGGACUUGCAAGGUGACAUGUCUUGAAUGACUUGUCUUCAGAGCCAGCUGUGGGACUGGAACAGCCUGGUGGGGUCUUGACAAAUGGGUGCUUACUACUAUGGUGUGUCCUUGAACUACAUGCUAACUUCAUGUACUUCCUGGGGCUCUAUCAGCUUGGAUGUGCUUUGCUGGCAUGUUCCCAUUCUUUCCGUAAAGACAGUCAUUUACAGUAUUUUGCAAGCAAAUAUCUUCCUGGUCCCCUCUUCAGAUAGUCAGUUCUGAGGAUGGAAAAGCACAACAGGCCCCAGUAUUGGUCCAUUAUCAGUUGCAAUUAGAUGAAAGGCAUUGGGGAGAGGAGAGGAAACUUAGGCUGGGGGGGUGAUAUUUUUAGGCUGUUGCUGUCCUUUGUUAUAGCAGAGUCUUGUUUUGGGGGGUUUAUUGCAUUUGAAUGAGCAUUCUGUAUUCAUUGCAAUCUUUGGUCAGUGUCAUGAGUGUCUUAGGACCCAAGGGAAAUGAUGUGUUUUGAUGAGUAUACUUUUGAUUCUGGUCUGUACAAUUUGAAUGAGUGAAAGUCACAAGGCUUGCACUGGAAGUGUUUGUUUUGUUCCAAAUCCAUGUUUAUUAAUGGCUCACAAGUGUACAAGGAAAGUGGUUUGGAUUUUCUCAGUGGCUAACAGAUUAAACAUUGUUAUUAAAGACUGCAGUAACUUCUUUUUAGAAUAGCACAAGGAAGAUAUUCACCGGGAUUAAUUCAGCAAGACUAGUUGCAUAUUAUUUGAUAUGUGUAUCCUUAGUUUACAAGCAUAAACUGUUCCUUUUUUUUUUUCUUUCCUGUGAAAUCAGAUAACUAACUAUUAAAAAAAAAAAGAGUUGAAAGGAAAAGGAGCAUAAAUGGCCUGUGAUGAAACAAGUCCUUCUCCCAUCCCCUUUCUUUCUCUUUUUUUUGUUUAGAGAAAUUAGAUGAAUGUACUGGGGGAUGGGGAUGUCAGGUUGGCUAAUCUCCAAAAAAAAUUUUAUCUACCUUGAAUUUGAACAUAAAAAAACCUCAGCAAUCCCAAACCAAGAACAAAAUCCCAAAACAUUUUUUCUUCUGAGUAGGUUUGUAUCAUUCCUAGCCUGCUUGCCUUGAGAUACAGCUAACGCUACUGUCUGCAUAAGGUAUUAGGCCUGGCUAGUAGAGAUCCACAGUAGUCAUGUUACCGAAGUUGUUCUACAGACAUUUAUUUUCAGUUUAUCUAGGCACUUAACUAUGUCACUCCCUCCAGUCUGAAGGGCUUUUUUCAGAGGCAGUCUGUGUAAAGAACUAAGAAUGACUUUGUCUAAGAGCAUUAAGGACUCUGGAUUGUUUAUGGUGUGUUCCUUUCUGUGUGACAACAUUUUCAAAAAGUCAUGGUGACUCGGUGACCGGGUAUUUUGAUGCUUUGAUCACUCCUGUUAUCUCUUUCAGGUUCUUAAAAAUAAA
Molecule: messenger RNA, 3176 nt
Organism: Pezoporus occidentalis (night parrot)
Lineage: Eukaryota; Metazoa; Chordata; Aves; Psittaciformes; Psittacidae
Gene: CIPC
Product: CLOCK interacting pacemaker
Exons: 4
Coding region: 539-1660 (373 amino acids)
Biological process (GO): negative regulation of circadian rhythm; negative regulation of DNA-templated transcription
Cellular component (GO): nucleus
Source: RefSeq, a predicted model, not a curated record